AUGGAUGAGAGGGAGAGCAGGAAGAAGCAGCUGCAGCAGGGCACAUCAAGCAGAGAGCAGCAGGCAGCAGCAUCGUCAUGGAGCUACAGCAGCUGCAGCUUCACUUGGCCACCGCGAUCCUACCCCUGCAGCUUCUGCAAGAGGGAGUUCUGGUCCGCGCAGGCACUCGGGGGCCACAUGAAUGUCCACAGGAGGGACAGGGCAAGGCUCAGGCACGGCUCACCUCCUGCUCUUCCUCCUCUUCGUCCUCCACCACCACCACCACCACCACCGGCCAGGGCACUGCCGGCGAUGAUGAUGAUGAUUCCCAACCUCAACUAUCCACCGCCACAGUACCAUCGCCAUCGCCCCAGCAGCAGCAGCAAGAAGCUGCUUGAUCGUGAUGGUGACAGUAAGGGCCCGUCGUCCAUGGAGCUGGAGCUGGGGGUUGGAGCGGUGUGCAGCAACUGCAACACUGCUGCAGUCACUUCUACUACCCCUACUGCGCAUGCUCCAGCAGGUGGUGCCCCGGAGGAUGCUGACGGCGAUCUCGACCUUGAGCUCAGGCUGGGUGUCUCUUCUUCAUCCUUCCAUCACACACACGUAUACGGCCGGCCGGUGCAUGAUAUGUAA
This is a messenger RNA of Miscanthus lutarioriparius, 612 nucleotides long. The record is from the annotation of a GenBank genome assembly. Lineage: Eukaryota; Viridiplantae; Streptophyta; Magnoliopsida; Poales; Poaceae.